CAGUUAUUCAGCUCACCUGUGUGUCAGUGUUUAGUGUCAGGUGUGGAGUGGAAAUUCUUUGUAAUGAAGAAACUGGAGACGCUGCAGACAGAGUAACAGUCCAUCCUGGUCCUCCUGUUACUCACAACUUGUCGAGAGUCCUUCUGGAACACGUCUUCUUACUGAGGUGAAGGUAGAAAGUGUGUGUGAGCUGAUGUGGAUGUGAAUUCAGUAGCAUGGAUCAAUGUGAGGACAGAGAGGAGGGAGUCCGUCCCUCUAAAAGCGCCAGAGAGAGCCAGACCAAAGCUCAGAGGAACCAACCUGGACCUGAAGCUGACCCCAGUUCAGAUUCAGAUUCUAGCGAUUCAUCUCAUAACAGCUCUAAAGAUCUUCCCUUUGAUUUUAAAGUCCAGCAGGCUUCUACUGCAGAGUGGAAACAACGAGGAACUAAAUGUAAAGAUGAACCUGAACCUGAACCCAGCUGUGUGUCCUUAAAGAGUGACACGUCUAAAAAUUACUUCAUUCAUUUUAAAGGACAACAACCUUCUGCUAAAAAGAGAGUGGACCAGAAGAGCUCAGAGUUUCCCAGUGUUCAGUCUGCUCAACAAGAUCAAACACAUCAGGACUCCACAUUAAUGCUGCUGGAGAACACUAUGAUCACUUUUGUGAAGAGUGAGGUAAAUAAGAUCCAGAAGCUUCUAUAUCCAUGUAAACAAGAAUUCUUAGAUAGUGAGAAGGAGGAUAAGGAGUUGGAGGGUGAGGAUGAAGCACAGAUGAAGGAAAACACAGAGGCUUUUCUAAAGAUCAUGCUGAAUCUACUGAGGAAAAAUAACCAGGAGGAGUUGGCUGCGUAUCUACAGAGCAAAUUCCCAAUCAUUUGUCAACAAAAAGUUAAAUCUACUCUGAGGAGGAAGUUCCAGUGUGUGUUUGAGGGGAUUGCUAAAGAAGGAAAUCCAACCCUUCUGAAUCAGAUCUACACAGAGCUCUACAUCACAGAGGGAGGGACUGCAGAGGUCAAUGAUGAACAUGAGGUCAGACAGAUUGAAAAAGCAUCCAGGAGAUCAGAAGGGGAAGAUAAAACAAUUAGACGAGAAGAGAUCUUUAAAGUCUCACCUGGAAGAGGUAAACCAAUCAGAACAGUGCUGACAAAGGGAGUGGCUGGCAUUGGGAAAACAAUGCUAAUGCAGAAGUUCAGUUUGGACUGGGCUGAAGACAAAGCCAACCAGGACACCCAGUUCAUAUUUCCAUUCACUUUCAGAGAGCUUAAUGUGCUAAAUAAGGAAAAGUUCAGUUUGGUGGAUCUUGUUCAUCACUUCUUUACUGAAACCAAACAAGCAGGAAUCUCCAGCUUUGAAGACUUCCAGGUUGUGUUCAUCUUUGAUGGUCUGGAUGAGUGUCGAAUUCCUCUGGACUUCCACAAAACUACAAUCCUAACUGACCCUAGAAAGUCCACCUCUGUGGAUGUGCUGCUGAUAAAUCUCAUCAGGGGUAACCUGCUUCCCUCUGCUUCCCUCUGGAUAACCACACGACCUGCAGCAGCUAAUCAGAUCCCUCCUGACUGUGUUGACAUGGUGACAGAGAUCAGGGGGUUCACUGACCGACAGAAGGAGGAGUAUUUCAGAAAGAGAUUCCAGCAUAAGCAAGAUAAGAUAAGCAAAAUAAUCUCCCACAUUAGAACCUCACGAAGCCUCCACAUCAUGUGUCACAUCCCAGUCUUCUGCUGGAUCACUGCUACAGUUCUGGAGGAUGUGCUGAAAACCAAAGAGGUAGGAGAGCUGCCCAGUACUCUGACCGAGAUGUACAUCCACUUCCUGGUGGUUCAGGCCAAAGUGAGGAAGGUCAAGUAUGAUGGAGGAGCUGAGACAGAUCCAGCCUGGAGUCCAGAGAGCAGGAAGAUGAUUGAGUCUCUGAGAAAACUGGCAUUUGAUCAGCUGCAGAAAGGAAACCUGAUCUUCUAUGAAUCAGACCUGAAAGAGUGUGGCAUCGAUAUCACAGCAGCCUCAGUGUACUCAGGAGUGUUCACACAGAUCUUUAAAGAGGAGAGAGGACUGUACCAGGACAAGGUGUUCUGCUUUGUUCAUCUAAGUGUUCAAGAGUUUCUGGCUGCUCUUCACGUCCAUCUGACCUUCAUCAACUCUGGAGUCAAUCUGCUGGAAGAGCAACAAAAAACAUCCCAUCAAUCUGAAACAGAUAAACAUUUCUACGAGACUGCUGUGGACAAAGCCUUACAGAGUCCAAAUGGACACUUGGACUUGUUUCUUCGUUUCUUCCUGGGUCUUUCACUUCAGGCCAGUCAGACUCUCCUACAUGGCUUGCUGACGCAGACAGGAAGUAGCUCACAGACCAAUCAGGACACAGUUCAGUACAUCAAGAAGAAGCUCAGUGAGAAUCUGUCCGCAGAGAAAAGCAUCAAUCUGUUCCACUGUCUCAAUGAACUGGAUGAUCGUUCUCUAGUGGAGGAGAUCCAACAGUCUCUGAGUUCAGGAAGUCUUUCCACAGAUAAACUGUCUCCUGCUCAGUGGUCAGCUCUGGUUUUCAUCUUACUGUCAUCAGAAAAGGAUCUGGACGUGUUUGACCUGAAGAAAUACUCUGCUUCAGAGGAGACUCUUCUGAGACUGCUACCUGUGGUCAAAGCCUCCAACAAAGCUCUGUAA
This is a messenger RNA of Maylandia zebra (zebra mbuna), 2633 nucleotides long. NCBI's taxonomy places the organism in Eukaryota, Metazoa, Chordata, Actinopteri, Cichliformes, Cichlidae. The record is from RefSeq and is a predicted model, not a curated record.